UUUACAUAUUUUAGGGUCAAAUUUUUAAAAUGUUAUCAAUUUAUCAAUGAUCAAUGCAUUAUUUUAAACAAAUUACCUAAAGAAAAUGAAAUGUGUACGUAACUGAGUGAUAUUAGAUUGGUAUACGUGUCUAUUUCCUCGCUGUUCAUAUUUAUUUCCAUUCUUAAUUACAACAUGGAAUUGAUUUGUAAAGUACAAAACUAUGAAUGGGGCAAAAAAGGCCUUGAAAGCAAGGUAGCUCAACUACAAAAAAGUGCUAGUUCCAGUUUUCCGAUCGACGAAAGUUUACCUUACGCCGAGCUAUGGAUGGGAACUCAUGUUAAUGCUCCAUCAGUUGUAAAAGAGACCAACGAACAAUUAUCUGAACUAAUUUCUCGACAGCCUGCAGUGUUAGGGGAGGAGGUUUUGAGACAAUUUCAGGAGCUACCAUUUUUGUUCAAGGUUUUGUCAGUGAAUAAGGCAUUAUCUAUACAAGCACAUCCUUCAAAGAGUCAUGCCAAAGAACUGCACUCUCUGUAUCCCAACAUCUAUAAAGAUCCCAAUCACAAACCAGAAAUGGCCAUAGCACUGACACCAUUCGAGGCACUUUGCGGCUUUCGUCCUUUGUCAGAAAUAAAAAAGUUUCUAGAAUCCAUUCCUGAGCUACAAGAAAUUGUUGGCAAUGAUGCACUUAGCAGAGAUUGUCAGUUAAUUCAAUGUGCUUUUAGAGCAGUUUUAACUUGUCCUAAGAAAACAAUAACAAAAUUAAUUGAUAGUUUAUUGCAGCGAUUUUCAGAAUCUGAUAAAACUCAGAGAGCUUAUUUGCAUGCUGACUUGGUGCAAAGGUUACACUCACAAUUCCCCUACGACAAUGGAGUGUUGAUGGUUUAUUUUUUAAAUUACCUAAAACUACAUCCCUCCGAAGCUAUUUUUCUUGGAGCCAAUGAACCUCAUGCCUAUCUGUCAGGAGAUUGUAUUGAGUGUAUGGCAUGCUCCGAUAACGUGGUGAGGGCCGGUUUGACGCCCAAAUUAGUAGACGUUGAUACUCUGUGUUCGAUGCUCAUUUACACUGGAGCACCGCCAACAGAAAAAUUAUUUGCACCUACUCGGGAAGAUGAAUUUUCUGUUAUCUUUAGACCACCAGUGCCUGAUUUUGCUGUCAUAAAAAUCUCGGUGCCAGCAGCCGAAAAUAGUUACUCAAUAAUAACCAGAAGUAGCGCCAGUAUUUUAUUAAUUAUCUCAGGAAAGGCACAAUAUAAUAAUGGGACUGUGGUACCUGGGACUGUUCUAUUUCUUCCUUCAGAUGAAAUGAUCACCUUUACGAAUUUGGAAGGAGAAUUACUAAUAUAUCAAGCAAUAGCAAAUGUGUGAAAUAGGGGUAUACAUAUUUUAUUUUGGUUGAGAUUUUUUAUGUGAUUUAAAAUAUACGUUUUGUUAUUUACUGAUGGUAAAAUAUAAUCGAAUUUUAAACCCUA
Messenger RNA from Ceutorhynchus assimilis (cabbage seed weevil), 1454 nucleotides. The record is from the annotation of a GenBank genome assembly. Lineage: Eukaryota; Metazoa; Arthropoda; Insecta; Coleoptera; Curculionidae.